CUGUUACAUACAGCAGCAGACACCAAGAGCCCAGACCCUGUAGCCCCCGCUGACUCUUUUGCCAACCCUGGUGGGAACAUCAGUGGGUGGGUACUUGACAGAGCCAGUUCCAGGAAGAUAAAACCACUCAGUGCUGCUGGAGGUGUGACACAGUCCCAGGCCUCUGCACAUUGAUUCACACAGGAUUAAGCCACUGCAUGAUGCUUCAGGCGGAAGGCCUGGCAUAGCUGAAUUACCGUCCCUGUCAGACUUAACGUCUUUGGAGGCCUCCUCUGCCUUGCUCCUGUCUUCUGUGGAAGGACUAGUAAAAAUUAUCUGCCACUGCACCAACCAGAUCACCCAAAGGGAUGACUGGCAGUCAUCUGUCUCAGGAGUAAGAGAGGAAGCAAUGGGCAGGACUAUGACUCUAAAAGAUGACUUUGGGGUCAUUGCCUGGACACGGCGAGCUGGGAACAACCUCUGCCUCUUCCUCCUCUUUUCCCUCUUUUCCGUUUCAGUCCAGUCAGACAUUGUGUUUCCUAAGGACCAUCAUUUCUCAUGGAAAGCAGGCCAGUGGGGUCAAUGUAUCGGGGAGGAGUGUGGUUCUGGCGGGGUUCAGACAAGGACAAUAUGGUGUGUCCACAUGGAGGGCUGGACUACCCACCAUUCCCACUGCCUCCACAUGGACAAGCCGGAAAGCCAGCGUCACUGCUUUAAGGUCUGCGACUGGCACCAGAACCUCUUUGAGUGGGAGGUGUCAGACUGGGGUGGCUGUGUUCUUGUCCCUUUCUUUUCCAACGAGCUCAAGCUUAGGACGACUGAGUGCAUUACAGCACAGCAUGGCAUCCAGAGGCGCAAAGUAAAUUGUGUCCGCACUUCAAACCAUACUACAGUCACCUUGAGGAUAUGUGAGUUCUUUUCCCAGAAACCACGUGUGGAGCAGGCAUGUCUCAUUCCCUGCCCCCAGGACUGUGUAGUCUCAGACUUCAACUCCUGGUCAAGUUGCAGCAAAACCUGCGGCGCUGGCCUGCAGCAUCGGACUCGACAUGUCCUGGCCACACCAAUGUACGGAGGCGCAAGCUGCCCCAACUUAACUGAGACUAGGACUUGUUCUAGCUCUGUUGACUGCCCUGCUGGGGAGGGCGAGUACCAGUACAGCCUUAAAGUAGGGGCCUGGAGCGAGUGCCGACUACCCCAUCACAAGGAUGCCCUUCUAAGUGGUAGGACCACAGUGGACUUCAGCGCCAGCUCCAAUGAGAACAACACAGUCACAUUGCACACACAGGCUUCUCACCACCACGCCCAUCACCACCACCCUCAUGCGCACAAGUACCCCAUGUCAUGGGAACUGGAGGUAGGAUACAAGACACGACAAGUCCGCUGCACACGGAGUGACGGCAGGAAUGCUAUGCUGAGUCUGUGCACCAAGGACAACUCCCCUCUCACCUUCCAGGCGUGUGUGAUGCCCAAGGACUGUCAGACAUCUGAUUGGUCCUCAUGGAGUCCCUGCUCUAAGACCUGCCGGUCCACCGACCUGUCCCCUGGUUACAGACUCCGGUCACGGAUCAUGACGCACAUCCCCGUCGGAGGAGGGAAACAAUGUCCUGCCCUUGAGGAAAAAGAAGCUUGCCACAUCAUAGGAGAUUUACUUCCAAACUGCCCCAGCUAUGUGUGGAGGACCACUGACUGGGGCGAAUGUCGCAUCCUCCCCUUACUGAGCCAGCAGGACCGGCGGCUGGCUAACAUCAGUAUUCUGUGUGGAAGGGGGAUCCAGACCAGAAAGACCUACUGUGUUCAAGUCCCCGAUGACUCAGCACCACAUCACAGGAAGGAGGUGUCCAGGCCUGUGAAUGCCAGGCUGUGCGCUGGUGAAGAGCCCCCCUUGGCCGUCCAGCACUGCUCCAUCCCUUGCCAGCACCACUGCCUGCUCUCCCAGUGGUCACCCUGGGGUGCCUGCCUACAUGACAACUGCAAAGAACCACAGGGGAAGAAAGGUUUCAGACAGAGGAGGAGAGAGGCGCUGUGGCAGUCCAGCAGUCCUCCGGAGACCUGCCCUCAUCUAGUGGAGUUCAUCCCCUGUGAGGAUCCUGCCUGCUACCUGUGGCAGGUCCAACAGGAAGAAAACUGCAUUCCCACUAAAGGCUCCUGUGGUCCUGGAGCUGCAGCCCAGAAUGUGACCUGUGUCAGCGCUGAAGGGUCCUCCCCUGUGCCGAUUGCCCUCUGUGUAGACGACCCUCCCCCCACAGAAGUGGCCUGCGAGGUGGCCUGUCCUUCAGACUGUGUGGUUGGCUCCUGGUCUCCCUGGUCACCCUGCUCACACAGCUGUACCAGUAAGACUGCAGAGGGUCAACAGAGCCGCACACGCACUGUGUUGGCCAUCCCAGGGAAAGAAGGGACGGAUUGUCCGGCAACUCCAGCCCUGGAGGAGUGGAGAGUCUGCAAUGACCACCCUUGUAUGGUAUUCUACUGGGAGGCCUCAGCCUGGGGUCCCUGUAUUGAGGAUGCCUUCAUGGAUCUCAAUGGAACCAGCUCCUGGAAUGGGACCCCUACCUGUGCCAUGGGUGUUCAGAUCCGCAAAGUCAGCUGCAUGAAGAUGAACGUUGGACCUGUCAUAAGUAAAAGGUGUUCAGAUUCUGCUCGUCCAGAAUCGGUCCGACCCUGUUUGCUUCCCUGCGAGAAAGACUGCAUUGUGACACCCUUCAGUGAAUGGACAGCCUGUCCAUCAACUUGUAUGCCAGAAAAUGCGACUGCUGCCACGCAGUCUCGAUACAGAACCAUCAUUCAGAGGUCUGCUAAUGGAGGUCAAGAGUGCCCUGACACACUGUAUGAAGAGAGAGACUGUGAAUCACUUCCUGUGUGUCCAGUGUAUAGUUGGAGGACACACAAGUGGCACAGCUGUAGCUUGGUUCCAGAUUCUGUUCGACGUGGAUUAUCUGGACCAGGAGAGGCCUGUGGAAAUGGUUUAGAAACGAGAGGAGUCAGUUGUGUUGGGGAGAUGGGUGAGUCGGCCAAUAUGACUGAGUGCCUGCGAUGGGCUGGCCCCUUGCCCCCUCAGAUCAGAGAGUGCCGGGUGGCUUGUAAGGAUGACUGCACUCUAACUUCUUGGUCCAAGUUCUCUGAAUGCGCUGGAUGUGGCAGCUCCCGCAGUCGAAAGCGCUCGCUUACAGGUCGCAGUAAAAAGAAGGAGCAUUGCCUGGAUGAGAAGUUACACCCCCUAGAGGAGACAGAGACUUGUCCCUGUGACGAGUUUCUGUCCCAGCCCUAUGGGAACUGGUCUGCAUGCCUCCUCCCUGAUCCUUCACCUCCGGGGUCCCUGCAGGGCUGGAUGAGCCACCGGGAGGUGAAGGAGUGUGGCCAAGGUCUGCGUUACAGAGCUGUGGCCUGUAUAGACCAGCAGGGACAUCUGGUCAAUCCCACACAUUGUACAGACUCAGGCUAUAUGGUGGAGGUUUGCCACAUCCCUUGCCCUCUAGACUGUAAGCUCAGUGACUGGUCAGCCUGGUCAGCCUGCAGUGCAUCCUGUGGCAGCGGGUUGAAGAUCAGAUCCAAGUGGCUCAGGGAAAAAGCUUUCAACGGGGGUCGCCCGUGCCCCAAGCUGGAUUUGAAGAAUCAGGCUCAGGUGUACGAGGCAGCACCUUGCCACAUUGAAUGCAGCCAAUACGAGUGGAGGAUCGAGCCCUGGUCCAUUUGUACCAUCAACACUGUGGACGACCUGCCAGCCUGUGGGGAGGGAGUCCAAAGCCGCAAGAUCAGGUGUGUGAAGCAGGAAACAGCAAGUGGGGAGAACAGCACGUUGGGAGACAGUCUGUGUGAUCCGGAGGAAAUGCCACCAAGAGCCCAGGUCUGCUUUCUGGUCUGCCCCAACGACUGUGUUGUGGCACCCUGGGGACCUUGGAGCAACUGCCCCCUGCAAUGUGACCAAGGAACAGCAAGGAACAGAAGCAGACACAUCCUCCGCCUCCCAGCCUCAGAAAACUCGGCCUGCCCAGAGCUAGUCCAGUCAGAGCCCUGCAUCCUGAACAGCACCUGCUUCUCCUACCAGUACACAGUGUCAGACUGGAGUACAUGCCAGCUGAGUGAAAAUGCCAUCUGUGGUCACGGUUCACGGCUGCGUCUCGUGGACUGUAUUCGCAGCGAUGGCAAGAUUGUGGAGUUGCAGAAAUGCGAGCAGUUUGGGCUGAUCAACAAGUACAAGCUGUCAGAGAGCUGCGUGGUUGACUGUCCUGUCAGCUGUAUGCUCUCUGAAUGGUCGCCGUGGGCGGAAUGUUCCCACACCUGUGGUAACCAAGGUCAGUUUCUGCGCACCCGGAGAAUUCUGCAGGAGGCUAAUGAGGAAGGUCGGCCCUGUCCCAACCAGCUCACCCAGAUCAAGCCAUGUCCCAUAAGGCCUUGCUAUACGUGGAGGCUGAGUGACUGGUCCCCAUGCACUGUCGAGGGUGCAGAGUGUGGUGAGGGGCUUCGGAGAAGGAGCCUGUCAUGUGUCGUCGAUAGGGGCAACUGGCCUGAGUCUCCUCCGCAGCCAGUGGACGAGGAACUUUGUGGAGACAAACUGAGGCAGCAUAUCCAACAGGAGAUGGAGCAGCCCUGCUUCGUCCCCUGCCCAGGAGACUGCCAUUUGACUGUGUGGUCGUCUUGGAGCUCUUGCCAGCUGACCUGCCUGGAGGGGCGGAGUUUUGAAACCACCGGGCGCCAAGCUCGCUCUCGAGCUGUGAUCAUUCAGGUCAUGGAGAACCAGGGCAGCUGCCCACAUCAAGUAUUUGAGACCCAGCCCUGUAAAGGGGGGAAAUGCCACAGUUACCAGUGGAGGACUGGAGGAUGGAGCAACAAUGAGAGAGCAGUGUGGUGUCAGCGCUCAGAUGGUGUCAAUGUCACAGGGGGGUGUUUCCCGCAGAAAAGGCCGACCACGGUCAGACACUGCCAUCCCGCGUGCACUAAACCCUUCUCUCACUGCACACCGAGCGGAGUGUGUGGGUGUGAGAAGGGUUACACUGAGGUGAUGACCACACAUGGCUUCUUGGACUACUGCACCAGAACGCCGGGGGUGGAUAACAACAAGAAAGCUGAUGUGAAAACCAACUCUGGAAGAUUAAAACCCGGGCCGUCUCAGGUCCAGGACCUCUUCAGCGAGUGGACAUUACGACCUGUUGGCCCAGAUGGAAGAGUAAAGCUGUGGGUUUACGCUGUGACUGCCGUUGGAUUCAUCUUAAUACUCUUCGUUAUUGCAUUAUCAUUCCUGGUCUGUAAGCCAUCCAAAACCACUAAGACGUCUCCUCCACCGCAGAAGCCCUUGACCCUGGCCUACGAUGGUGACAUGGACAUGUAACCAGGCUGCUAUACCUCGAAAGGACGUGCUCGGCCUCGGACAGACUCCUGACUGCGUUCAGAUUGUUAGCAAGCACGUCCAUCACAUACCACUGAUUGUUGGCCAGUUUGAGCUUGGGUGACUAUUUGCUGUAGUGCCAAUUGUAUUGCAAAAAUGCAGCGGACAGAUAGCGACGAUCGCACCUGAUUUGCUGCUGAAGGGCAGUGUAGCCCAUAAUUAUGGCAUCAGUCAACUUUCCUCCCCAAGGAAGAGGAACAAAAGCCAAAUAUGGUGGAAAUGAGAUAAAAGGUCUCUAGACAUAGGAAAUAAAUGGACCUCUAGUUUCUUUUUUUAACUGCUUGCAAUGUGAACGCACAGUUGAAGCACUGUUUGCAACCCACAAGUCACAAGGACUCCUAAAAGGCAAAGACUAAAUGGAUUUUUGAGUUUUAUUGUGUUAAGAAUCAGAGUCAGCAGUCACUCAUGCCAUUCAAAAGCGGAAAAACAGAACAUUUGGCAUUUGACUUUGUCUUUUCAGUGCUGGAUCUUUGUAAAAAGAAAAUGUCACAUGCCUUUUGGCUUAAAAGCCUUUUUUUGAAUUUCUGAGAAUAAACAGGAUGCCCUAUGCACUACAUUAGUGCUGAUUCACCUUUGUUUUUUCCUUUCAAAUGACUUUUCUAGUGUUUUAAUUGUAAUGCAAGUUGUUGCUGUCAGAUUGUGUUUUGUUGAUGAUGCCAUAUGUUGUGUAUAUGUGGAAACCAAAAGCAGGCUUGCCUUGAAUUUAACAAAACAAUGAUGCAGUAAUUUUUCUCCUCCCUGAUUCUCAUAAGACUUCGUAAUUGUGGAAUUUUUUUUGGUCAACAUGGUCAAGAAUUAACAGCAAACAACACACACAGACCUUUUAAUGCUAAUUAUCAAAUGCCAGCAUGAUGAAUAUCAUACCUCACACACACUCUUCCAUCAAAUCAUGCAAACAAGAAAGCACUGAUCGCCAAAACAAAUACAAGAAUGGAGAUGGUGAAUUAUGAACUGGAUCACACACUGUGUAUUUUUAGAGCAAAAAUGCUUUACUUCUUUUCACAAGGAUGUCAUACAUUUUUGUACACCAUUUAUUUCAUUGUAUUACAUCCAUUUACAAAGUCAUUUGACAGAGCAAGACGAGCUACAAGUUUUUGACAGCAUGUGUUCUUUGCUUCCUCUUUUAUUUCAGUUUUUGGACCACAAAGACAGGGCUCAAAACAUGACAGCAAAUACCAAAUAUUUGGGAGCACAAAUGAAUUAGGUCAUCUCUCAUUUCUUUUUCUCUAGCUCAUGCAAAAAA
Molecule: messenger RNA, 6602 nt
Organism: Perca flavescens (yellow perch)
Lineage: Eukaryota; Metazoa; Chordata; Actinopteri; Perciformes; Percidae
Gene: thsd7ba
Product: thrombospondin, type I, domain containing 7Ba
Exons: 30
Coding region: 389-5302 (1637 amino acids)
Biological process (GO): actin cytoskeleton organization
Cellular component (GO): plasma membrane
Source: RefSeq, a predicted model, not a curated record